AUGGAUGAGUCUAAUAUACAAAUGAAAUCACCGCACGUGGAAAAUAGCUGCUCAUUGAUAACCAAAUUGAAUAAUUCUGUUUGUACUAAUACCAGUUCUUAUGAAGAAACUUCCCCUGAAAACUGCUCAGUAGAUCAUGAAGCAGAUUUGAAGCACUCCAGAGAGAACUUAUUGGUUUCUUAUAUUUUAAUUGCUUACUUCAUUCAUCGAGACAGUUUGAUGCACGAAGAAGAACAACUUCAUGAUGAGGAAAAGACAGGCAGUGACACCUUGCAACAGGCUGGAGAAGUGCCAGAGUGCUCAAAGACCAUGGUGGUUCUAAUCAUUCUGCAAAAGUAUUGCCAGCCAAUGGUUGUACAGGUGAAAGGGGAACUGAUUUUUCGUACUGCUGAAGGCUUGCUUUCCAGUGAGCAAGGUGUCUACAUUGCAGAGUCUGUAGCUGCUAAGAACAUAAAAGAAGCAGAGAGACGGUUUCGGAUGCCAUGGACCAUGGAGGUUCUAAUCAUUCUGCAAAAGCAGAGCCAACCAACGGUUGUACAGGUGAAAGGGAAACUGGGAAGUCCGCAAAGAAACCUGGUGAGUUAUUGUUGCAUCUGUUUUUCCACUGGAAAUUUCUUCCAUGCCUUAGAGCAUCCACAAUGA
Messenger RNA from Prunus armeniaca (apricot), 642 nucleotides. The record is from the annotation of a GenBank genome assembly. NCBI's taxonomy places the organism in Eukaryota, Viridiplantae, Streptophyta, Magnoliopsida, Rosales, Rosaceae.